Messenger RNA from Leptomonas pyrrhocoris, 2315 nucleotides. RefSeq lists its product as hypothetical. The record is from RefSeq and is a predicted model, not a curated record. The transcript has a single exon. The coding region runs from base 1245 to 2315 and encodes 356 amino acids. NCBI's taxonomy places the organism in Eukaryota, Euglenozoa, Kinetoplastea, Trypanosomatida, Trypanosomatidae.
GAAAAAGGGAAUAGAAAAGCAAUAAAAAGACGGUUCACGACGGCUCCAGCUCUAACCAAAAAGAACCCUCUCACAAACUGGGAAAAAGAAUUGCCCUGGAGGUGUACUCCUCCUUACCACGUGUAAAGCUACCUUUCAUUUUUUUGUUCUUCUUCUCCCUUAUCUUUCUUCGUGCUCCGGUAACAAAGAUUGUACGGAAGUAACGUGAACGAAAGACCCAACGAAAAGGCUCUGCGCUUCGCACCUUCGUUUUUGCCGUUUUUCUCUCCUCUCCUUCGUCUUUCCAGCGCCUCUUCUCCGGAUUUCCUUCUUCUGUGAUACAAAAGUCUUUUGAUAUUAUUAAGCGUAUUAUUAUUUAACUGUGUGGCAGUUUCAGCGUUUUUUUUUUGUUCUUGUUGGUUAAUUAGUGACGUUGUAGGCUCUGUCUUUAUUGCUGUCGCUUCGCCUCUUUCUCCUUUUCUUUUUUUCUCUUCCUGGGAGUUCUUUGGACGGAAAGUGCUGCUGCGCACAACCACAGUAUCCUCCUUUGGCGCUGCAUCAAACUGAAGUGCCGUAUCAAGGAACGUUGUAGCGCAAACACAUCACCGCUCGUUGAUCGUUUUGCCUUCUGCUUUCCCUUUCCACCAUCGCCACGACUGGGAUUCAAAGGCAUACGCACACACGCACACGCGAAGAAAAUCAAGAAACCCGUAGAAACGAGCAGCAGAAGUGAAGAUACAAAGCUUAAUUGUAAGAAGCGUACACCUCGGUAUCGUACGAUCUUUUAGUAUUUUCGUUGUCUUGUGGCUUUUUUUGUUCACACCCAAAACUCCGCUUUUGGCUUCCUUGUGCGGAGGCUAUCACAGAGCUCAACGUUUUGUUUUUUUGCGAACGACUUCAACAGUACAAAAUCAGCAGCCGCUUCAUCGAGCGCAGUGGCGACUGCAGCUGCUGCUUUUCCUGUCAGACGUUUUUUUUCUCCUUCCGCUGCAGGAAAACAAAUAAAAGAGCUGUGACGGCCUCAAAUUUGUUUCCGCCGCGAAAGCAGAGAACUGUGUUUCCUUCGUAAUUUUUUUUUUCUCUGAUGUGUUGUGUUUCCCGGUAGGCUAUUCCCAAACUCCUUUUCCCUUCAGUUCUACAAUCUUCUGUGUUGUACGCUUUUCGACUCCUGUUUUCUGAGUGACGCUGCAGUGCUGUCGCGUGAUCUUUUUCUGUUUUUUUUUUCCUUUUUAUAUAUCAUUUCUAGGAUUAUUGCUGCAGCCAAAAUGAGCGUCUUGCAGAGGAUUUUUACGCCGAGCAGCUCCAAGAAGAAGAGCUCGCUGCUGCACUCCGACCUGGAGAACUCGGAGAAGAUCCCCCAAGCGGCCCCGAAGGCCUCCGCCUCUACGCGGAUUAAACGCAAGUCCUCCUCCGAAGACGAAGGUGAGGCGCUGUGCCGCAGCGUGUCCAUGACGGUCAACUGCGAUCCCGUGCCCUCGUCUUUCAAGACGAACGCGAGCUUCGCGAACCAGUCGAAGGCAACCGCCGGUCCGAACUCCCCCAAGUCGCUGCACGUCUCCGGGUCCUUGUCGGGUGCCAACGGCCACCUCGACCGCCACCACCGUCACACCGCCACCCUCGCCAGCAGCGCCUCUCGCCCCAACCGCAACUCCCUCUUCGACAAGCCGGCUGGUCCGGCCAACAGCAGUUUCGCCUCAGGCGACAUGACGGUCCCGUGUGCGAGCGGCACGGCGAACAACGGCGCGGUCAACCUAUGGCGCCUACCAUGGACCCAGCAGAAGGUCGUGAUGUGCCCCAACUGCCACCGCCCCCGCAAGACGGACCGGGCGACGCCGUACGUGUCGCGUGCUGACUACGCCGUGCCGCAGACGUCGAGCCCCAACUUCGCUGAGGACAUCAGCGAGGCGAGCGAUGACAUCUCGUGCGGCGACUCGGAGGGCGUGGGCGGCCCGUUGACGGACUCCAUGACCUUUUGCCGCUGCGGCGCCGCUGUGGGUGGCGACGUGGCAGAACCGAAUGCCGCGAUGACGGAGAGUCCACCCGUCUUUGUUGUCGAGACGGGGAAGUCGUCGAACAUGGUGCUGCCCGGCACGAUCGCGCGUGACUCCGACAGCGACACCGAGAUGGAGGGCGUCCAGCGCGCGUUUAAGCUGUCGCUCGUCUCCCCGCUCACAACGUCCUCGCUGCGCCGCCAGCAGCCGCACGUGCCACCGUCGUUGGGCUCCACCUCGCGGCAGACCUCGAGCGCGGCCUCGGUGCCGAAGGUUCACUCCUGGCUCAACGAUCAACGCGGAAGCGAAGUGCCGGUCACGUCGAAGCCGAAGCCGCUCGAAUAA